AUGAAUUUCUCCUUACAAAAUCCAUACAAUUUCAAGCAGACAAGUGAUGAGGAUAAAGAGAAAUAUCAAGUGGGCGAUUAUCAGUUGAUCCAGUAACAAAUUCUCAGAACUAAAAUCAUAAGAAUUGUACAGCAGUAAGUAAGGAGAAUUACUAAGAUGAUCAUCAUCAAUCGAUCGAACAUAGUGGCAAGUCAAUGUAAUACUGUUUCCUGGAAAUAUGUUCAAUAGUCCUGGAUCAGUGCCUGCACUAAAUAUCACUGUAGAUCAUGAAUUAAAAUUUACCUUUCAACCUCACAUGGAUAAUACUGAAAGGUUAUACAAAUGCACAGUGCAUUGUGUUAAGGCCAUUACAACUCCAUCAAAGGUGGAGGUAGUAGUUGACGUUUAAAUACAGUGUCUUGGCAGGGUGUCUCAGAUUGACUAAAUUUAAUCCCGCGCUUACUGCAUGCAUAUGAAGACUACAUGCUACCUUGGUAGUUGAACCUAAGGUUUAAGCUAAUGGCUGAGCGGUAAAAAUCUGCCUACUAUCGGUUAACCCUGACCCACCUAGUAAAGCGAGGGGAGAAUGUCGCCAACAGGUUACACCAACAGGUAACGGUGUCCAUCGCAGUUAGCUUAAUUUCCAGAAUAUUUUCAGAUUUCCUAGACAGUUUGUUUGUAAUAUGACUCCCUGAUGGAGAGAGACUCUGAGGAUAAGUCUUGGACUAGAGCACAAUACAGACCUUGAAUGCAAGGACCUUGUGAUUUACUGAGACAGGCAUGCUUAGGGAAGCCUAUGAUCAGGCUUCUUAUUACUUACAGUACUUUGCCCAGGACAACAGACCUAUGUCCCCAGAAGAUGAAAGACCCUUUUUAGUGUUGGUUUUGUUUUGUUUCACAAUUUUUGUUGCUUUGUUUUCACCCCAAUUUCUUUAUUCCUCAAAUUUUGAAUGUAGUUUUUCUUAUUUUUUUGCUAAUUUGUAGUUGAUAACCAUACAAUGAUCAUUCAUUAUGGAAUUUAUGCUGGAGAUGAAGCUUUUUCAUCGCCAAAG
This is a messenger RNA of Pocillopora meandrina, 1031 nucleotides long. NCBI's taxonomy places the organism in Eukaryota, Metazoa, Cnidaria, Anthozoa, Scleractinia, Pocilloporidae. The record is from the annotation of a GenBank genome assembly.